GGUAAAGAUCCCAAGGCAUCGCUAUCACCCUGUGAACGCCUCCCCAGAGCCCAAAACAGGACACUAUCUUCUGCCUCCCAAUUUCCUAUGGCUGUUUUUAGCUGGGUGUGGUAUGCCUCACUUCCUGUCCCAAACCGCAGGGCAGCAUUGCUGUGUGGUUACUAACCUGCCACCACAUCCUACUCUGUCUUUCCGUCUUUAAUGUUGCCAGUUCUCACAAUUGUUCAAUCUUGCAAUAGGUGUUAUUUUUACAUAAGUCUCAGCUGCUGGAUUCGUGUGAAUACAGGAGAAUCCCAACUGUCACUUAAUUUUUUGUAAAAGGUGAAUGAAAGAGUAGUUGUAUGCCAUGGCCAUGGCAUUAAGGUGGCUCCGUCAGCUACCUCCCCUGCUUCAUAAUUCUUCCUCGGGACUAGUAAGGCCACCCCUACGAGUACCUUUGAGGCAUACAGCCCUGAUGCUGAAUGGCUGCAGGCAGUGUGUGGUCCACCAGACAAUGCUGACCAGACAUCUAGCUACCAAGAAAGCCAAAGCUAAAGGGAAAGGGCAGACCCAAGCCAGAGUGAAUAUCAAUGCUGCCUUAGUUGAAGAUAUUGUCAGUCUAGGGGAGGUAAAUGGCGAAAUGCAGGCAGUGGUGGAAGCCCUUCAGGAAGAAUUUGGGAAAAAUCUCACUAUAAGAACCUCACCAGGUGCUCUUGAUCAUAUAACUGUGACAACAAAAGAUGGAAAGUUUCCAUUAAACCAGCUUGGACAAAUCUCGCUGAAAUCUCCUCAGCUCAUUAUAGUAAAUAUGGCUAGUUUUCCAGAGAAUACAGCUGCAGCUAUCAAGGCUAUAAGGGAGAGUGGAAUGAACCUGAACCCGGAAGUAGAUGGAAUAAUAAUUCGGGUGCCAGUUCCUAAAUCCAGCAAAUGGCAGACGACACUGCAGCAGAGAUGGACAAGCUCCUGGCAGGGAAGACCAAGGAGCUCCUUGGCUGACUGCAGCUUGGACAGACACACAGUCAGCAGUGACUAUGGACUGCAGAGAACCACGGACCAAAUGUUCCAUGCUCGGUCGUAGCAGCUUAGUGUGACUGUCAGGGCAGACUGGGUCAUACCUCAUGAAUAGAGUUAUGCUGUGAUUACUCAGGGGAUUGGCCCAUGAUCAUUGUUGGGGGUGGGGGAAUCUAGUCUGUAUUUCAUUGAUUCAAGCAAUGUCAACUGAAUGUGGAUAAAAGAAGGUUAAGAGGAACUGAGGAAUGGCUCAUAGUUGUCAACCUUCACCAUGGCAGCAGCCUCUCUCUGCCACUGGCAUUAAAGCACUGAGCGGUGGGGUGCUCCGAUUAGUGAACGUUUGUCCCCUUUGCAGAUCUUUCUUACGCUUCCUGCCAUGACAUUCCCACUUAGGGCCUGUCUACACUAGGGUCAGUUUCUCUGGUGUAACUAUAUCAGUGUUGCUAACCAGGUAUAGACAGGGCCUUAAAGUCAAUAGCAGCAAGCAGGGCCACCUGGCCAUAAAGCCUGCCCUUCUGCAGGUGUCUCCCUCAAGCAGCUUGGCUGAAACUCAUGCAUUGGACAAGGGCACUGUAUAGAUUUGUCCCAAUGGAACAGGAGUGCUCAAAAAACAGGGCUUUCACCAGCUAGAGUCCAGCCACACUGAGCAGAAGGUUGGUCUCGCAGGAUCUGCCUUUCAGAGAAGGCCCCGUGUACCUCUCAAUUCUGAAGUCUCUGCCUAGAGCCUUCCCAGGCUCCUUUGGGUUCCAGCUACCCCUAACCAUAAUGCUGGGGAAGAAAGGGAAACUCACAUGUUCAUUGCCCUGCUGGGAACCAGGUCAUUUGUUUUCAGCUAAAAUAAAAUCAAACGGAGAUGUUAAAAAACAGACCAGGCAGUUCCCUGUUACUCCAUCCCCUUCCCUUUGCAGGAGAGUUUACGUACCGCUCACCUGCAGCCUGGCCCCUGUUCACACAAAGGCUCCCAGCACGGUGUGUCGGACGGGUUGCAGCACACCUGGCAGAGCAGCCCAAAUCUCCUAGUGGCUGAAUGAGGCUGCAGUUACGUCUAGCAAAACCACAAAGCUCAGUGGCUUGCGUGACGCACGUUGAUGGGCUCAGGCCAAUCCGCAGUGGACCAGUGUGCACAUCAGGUGCAGGUUGCGGGGGGAACAGCGCGGUGAGCCUCAUGUUUGUUGGCACCCUUAGCAGAGAGGCCAAGGAGACUGGAUGACUCUGUACCCGUUCAGGCAUAGAGAGAGUCACGCUGGGAGGGGUGGGGCAGGGAGGAGGGUAUUUCUGUUGCCCAGGCUGUAGCAGUUUCAUGGAUACAGAGAAGAUUUGAAACUCCCGAGCUGUCAAUCCAGCAGCUUUGGCCAGCACUAAUCUCACCUAUCGAGAACUCAAAAGCACAGCGCUAGACGCCUCCUGAAAGCUACAUUCUGGCCCCCAGCCUGACUGCAGGGUCUCAGUUUCCAAUGGGAAUCAUGUGCAUGGUUUGGGGCACCGGGGGAGCAGAACUUGCUCUAAGUGCUGGAUGCUUUGUAGCAGCUCCCUGCCCCUCAUUAUCGGCAGGUACAUCCCAAGAACACAGUUUAUCUUUAUAAACAGAGGAAAUGAUGAAUUGGGGAGUAACCCUGCUCCAAAGGCCGUUUGGUUCUGAGCAGCGCCGAGUUCUCUGUAGUCUCUAAAUAAACAACCAAAAAAAAAGAAAGUUAUUUUGUGCACAGACCAGGGGGCGGGGGCGGGAAUGAAAGAUUUUCUACACUUGGGCCCCACAUGUCAACAAUUUCUCUGCUUUGUGUAUUUUGGCCAAAAGCGUCUAUCAUGAUAAAUGAAUAAAGGAAAAUGGUAAGCCCAA
Messenger RNA from Mauremys mutica (yellowpond turtle), 2827 nucleotides. It is a transcript of the gene MRRF, whose product is annotated as mitochondrial ribosome recycling factor. Gene Ontology annotation, biological process: translation. The record is from RefSeq and is a predicted model, not a curated record. NCBI's taxonomy places the organism in Eukaryota, Metazoa, Chordata, Testudines, Geoemydidae. The coding region runs from base 347 to 1057 and encodes 236 amino acids. Gene Ontology annotation, molecular function: ribosomal large subunit binding. The transcript is spliced from 6 exons. Gene Ontology annotation, cellular component: mitochondrion.